AUGGGAGCGCUGGCGGAAGACAUCGUGGCGACGGUGCUGGAGAACAUCGAGGAGAAGGGCUACAAGGACGAGGAACACAAGGCGGCGCUCAUCAAGGACGAGGCCAACCAGUUCUUCAAAGGUUUCCAAAAAAGGAGACCGAAAAGUUCUCAAAGUUGAGAACAAUUAGUCAAAUCAUUAGAAUCAUCCUGGGCUUCACCGAUUUUUUUUUCUUCACAGCUUAAGUAAUUAAAUAAUGAACUGGAAUCAGGCAAGCGCAGAAUAAAAAGUUUCAAAAUUACAUAUAAAAAUGCGACGUCCACAUUUUUUCGAAGAUUUUGGAUAGUUUUGUCAUAUUUUGUUGCGGAUUUCCUAAAAUUUGUUUUGUAUUUGACUUUUUUUUGACAUUUCAACCUGAAACUAUUUAACGCUCUGGAGAAAUUACUCUGAGCGUUUGCACCUUUUUGGGUAAUUUUGAGUAAGAGUAAUAAAUCCAUCCUUUUUUUAUUUAAAGGCCAGAAAGUCGAUUAGAACUUAUAUAACUUUCUGGUUUGUCUGAAAGAGAAGUUGGAAAAAUUCACAGAACCAAAGACUUUUUCAGUGUCAAGACAAACUUGAUACAUCUUUGAGGUGUUUAUUGAUUGAUCACAACUCAGAUCAAGCCUACGACGUUGCGAUAGAUCUGUACUCGAUGGCCAUCGAGUAUCAUCCGACUGCCGUUUUGCACGCCAACAGGUUAGGUUCUCGACAUCAUACCCGGAUAAUUUGCUUCUCAGGAGUAUGGCCUACGUUAAAAAGGAACUUUAUGGGUCAGCACUGGAGGACGCGGACAGCGCGAUCGCCUUGGACCCCUCAUAUCUCAAGGUUUCCGGAAUCAUAAUUACCAGAUUUCUUCAAGAGAAAAAAAAAAUGAUUCCUUUUCUAUAGGGAUUCUACCGACGUGCGACGGCGAAUAUGGCUCUGGCGAGGUUCAAAAAAGCCCUCAACGACUACGCCGCCGUUGUCAAAGUUCUUUUUUUUUCCAAUUUAGGAUGUAAAACUUGUAUUAUUCUUUCGAGAUCAUCUAUUUAUGAUAAGCAAAGAAAAAAUAGAACAUUCUACGAAAAAUUCAUAUAUAAUCAGGUGAAAUUUAGAUUGAAAUUUUGUUUUGGUGCUCAUUAAAUUUUGAAAUCGCUACAGUUUACAUCUUAUUCAGUUAUAUGUUUUUUUCAAGGUAUGUCCCAACGAUCCGGACGCGAGGAGAAAGUUCGAAGAAUGUCAAAAGAUUGUGCGACGGAUAAACUUCGAGAAGGCGAUUUCGACGGACCACGACAAGAAGUCGGCGGCGGACAGCCUCGACCUCAACUCGAUCGGUUCUUUUUCUGACUCGGGCCUCUCAGAACUCGUGCCAUUUUCAGUCGUCGAAGAAUCUUACGAUGGACCUCAUCUGGACGAGAAAGUGACCGCCGAUUUCAUGCGCGACAUGAUCGCAGCUUUCAAGAAACAGAAGAAACUUCAUCGCAAAUAUGCUUUCAAGGUCGGUUGAGCCAAGAGAAAUUUAUUGCUGAGAUGGCUUUUGAAUUAUUUCAGUUUUUGCUAUUUUUGCUGAACUUUUUCUUGUUUUCUUCUUGUUAAAAAUAUAGCAGAGCUUAAAGUUAGCUUUUUUUGCAGAUACUCAUAGAGAUUUUCGCAUUCCUCCGAGCACAGCCGACGAUGGUGGAGAUCAGCGUGCCGGAGAAGCAGAAAUUCACAAUUUGCGGCGACGUUCACGGCCAGUUCUUCGAUCUCUGCAACAUUUUCGACAUCAACGGCCUUCCCAGCGAAAAGAACCCCUAUGUAACAAAAAGAAACAACAUAAAUAGGGAAAACUGUGCAUUUCCCAGCUUUUCAACGGGGAUUUCGUUGAUCGUGGCUCGUUCAGCGUUGAGACGAUAUUCACCAUGUUUGGCUUCAAACUUUUGUACCCCAACCACUUCUUUUUGUCUCGAGGGAACCACGAAAGUGACGUCAUGAACAAGGUUCGAGAUUUGGAAGUCUUUUCUGUGAUUUCGAAACGUUUGAGAUGUACGGAUUCGAGGGCGAGGUGAAAAAGAAGUACAGUCAGCAGAUGAGCGACUUCUUCACUGAGAUCUUCUGCCACUUGCCACUCUGCCAUCUCAUCAAUUCGAAGAUUUUUGUUAGUUGUCCGAAUCUUGAGGUCCAGGAAAACUGAGCCAACGGACUUCAUGAAACAGGAACCUUCUAUUCGAAUGUUUUAAAAAAUCUGGAAAAAAUCUGAGCUCAGAGAAUUUAUUAGGGAGUUUUGAUCACACAUCGUAGCUGUUUUUUUUAAAAUAAUUAUUCUGGAUAUUUUAAUUUCUAUUGAGAAGGGUUGAAGUCUCUGAAAAGAGUACCUGGAAUCAUACUGAAACUUGAAGGUGUGCCACGGAGGCCUGUUCAAGGAGGAUGGCGUCACCCUCGACGACAUCAAGAAAACGGACCGCGUGCGGCAGCCGCCGGACGAAGGAAUCAUGUGCGACCUUCUUUGGUGAGUCUCCUGUGGGAAAACCUCUCGUAGAAGAAACUACUUUUUGAAGAUUUAAAAAAAAAGAUAAGAAUUCGACUAGGCUCUAUUUAGUUCAAUUUUUUGAUAAAUUAUAAUAGGAAGUUUUUUUCAUUAGUUUUUUUCUUAGAAACUAUUUGAAAUUUGAAUUUUUGAAAAAAAAAAAAACUUUUUCCAAUUCUUGUUUCCCUGCUAGGAGCCAUAAUUUACUCAACUAAAAACGCUUCUAGUAAAAGAAUUUUCGGUGUCUCUUAUUCACUUGCUGCAUUUUUAAAGUUCUUUUUUUUGUCACAUGGGCGUUUUAUUGAUAGUUACGAAGCGAAGAAAGUUGCCUUAUUUCAUCAAAGUCUAUUAAAUUUCAAAGGCCCCGAAAAGGGGCUAAGAAAAGAGAAAAACGAACUGCUUUUUUCUUACCGAUUGUUGGAUAAGCUCAGUCAUUGCUCUGUAAUUGGACUGCCUUCCAGGUCGGACCCGCAGCCUCUGAAUGGCCGUUGUCCGUCGAAACGAGGCGUCGGAUGCCAGUUCGGACCUGACGUCACCGUGAGGUGGUGCAAGGAGAACAAAGUCGACUAUGUUGUUAGGUUAGGGAUCGGAUCGGAUUUCUUCUCACUGAGAACCCUUUCAGGAGCCACGAAGUCAAACCCGAGGGCUACGAGGAGCACCACAACGGCCAAUGCUACACUGUAAGCACCCUAUCUUUUUCCUAUAUAUUUUCUUCUUCCAGGUUUUCUCCGCUCCCAAUUAUUGCGACCAGAUGGGUAAUAAAGGCGCAUUCAUUACAAUUACGGGGGACAAUCUCAAGGUGAAUUCUGGCUUCUUUUCCUCAGUUCAUCCUCUUCUUCAGCCAAAAUUCACAACGUUCGACUGCGUCGCUCAUCCGAACCUGCCUCCGAUGGCCUACGCCAACAACCUUUUCGGGUUCUAA
Molecule: messenger RNA, 3425 nt
Organism: Caenorhabditis auriculariae
Lineage: Eukaryota; Metazoa; Nematoda; Chromadorea; Rhabditida; Rhabditidae
Source: the annotation of a GenBank genome assembly